Messenger RNA from Megalops cyprinoides (Indo-Pacific tarpon), 2884 nucleotides. RefSeq names its product actin related protein 2/3 complex, subunit 5A (gene arpc5a). Lineage: Eukaryota; Metazoa; Chordata; Actinopteri; Elopiformes; Megalopidae. Gene Ontology annotation, molecular function: actin filament binding. Gene Ontology annotation, cellular component: Arp2/3 protein complex; cytoplasm; actin cytoskeleton. The record is from RefSeq and is a predicted model, not a curated record. Bases 120 to 572 code for a protein of 150 amino acids. Gene Ontology annotation, biological process: regulation of actin filament polymerization; cell migration; Arp2/3 complex-mediated actin nucleation. The transcript has 4 exons.
UGUCGGGAGAGGGAGGAAGUGGGGACUCCUUGAAAUAAAUUUGCAAAAGCACCGGGUUCAUUCAACCGAGGGCUCUGUUUUCAGGAUAAUACAGGGAUUUUCCUUGAACGUCCCGCAUAAUGUCGAAGAACACCGUGUCCGAUCGUUUCAGGAAGGUUGAUGUUGACGAAUACGAUGAGAAUAAGUUUGUCGACGAGGAGGACGGCGGGGAAAACCAAAUCGGUCCGGAUGAGGCGGAAGUGGACUCGCUGAUAAGACAAGGGAACAUGAUGAACGCUCUCCAAGCUGUGUUGAAGAACCCACCAAUCAACACAAAGAACCAGAAUGUUAAGGACCGAGCAGAGGGCUUGGUGCUAAAGGUCCUCAGCUCGUUCAAGAGCAGUGACAUAGAGAAGGCAGUGCAGUCACUGGACAAGAACGGUGUGGACCUCCUCAUGAAGUACAUCUACAAGGGCUUUGAGAAGCCCUCAGACAACAGCAGUGCUGUUCUGCUGCAGUGGCAUGAGAAGGCCCUAUCAGCUGGUGGAGUGGGCUCCAUAGUGAGAGUACUUACUGCCAGGAAGACAGUCUAAGCAGGCCUAGCUCCGCGUGCAUCACCAAAGGGAUUUGCUGGAACAAAGACCCAAACCUGGUGCCUCCGGGAUGCCGUGGAGGUUCUUUUAGGCUCUUCCUUGCUUUAUCUCUGCUUAUUUCAAGCCCCCAUCUCCACCCUCACCCCCAGAUACAACAAGCCACUAAGUUCCAUAUACUUCCCAACCCAAGUGCUCCUCAUAAUGGGAGUAGGCUGCAUUCUGUGGCAAGAAUGAACACCUCUCCAGAAGGUGCUACCAGAUGCUUUUUUAAAGAGAAAUAGAAGCUGCCAGAAAACAGGAUGUCACCUCAGAGGGACAGUGGCUCAUCUUGGCCCAAUGCACCCAACAGCUGUGAAACAUAAGAGACUCUCCUCUGAAACUCAAAGAAACCACGUUCCACCAACUGCAAAAUAGGAUUGGUUCGUUUUUUCCGCAUGAUUGGCCGGUCUACUGGGUUUCUUUGUAUUCCAGGAAAAUGCCCUGUCAGCCAUUCCUGGACAGUCCCACUGUGAAAAAAUACGCCUGAACCCCUUAUGCUGUCAGUGGAGGCCCCUUUUGUCAUGGGGUGCCCGUUGCACGUAUCUUAAGCUUCAUAGCAUCACUGUGAUGCACAGUACCAUCACAUUCAUUAGUAUUAGCAUCCAUAAUAUUAACUAACAAUGGAGGGUGUCAGCUCUGCUCCAUUUGUGUGGUAUUUGACAUGCAUUUGCUUUUUUGCCAUUGUAACAUGAAACAACACUUUCAUUACGUAAGCUUUUUCUGUAACAUAAAGCACCACCCAACUGUGCCCAUGUUUCAUUACUGUGUCAUGGUGACGUUCAUGCAGCCAAUGUACAGUUACCCUGUCGCUUCCACUAAAUGUAUCUAUAAUGCCUGUCUAUGCCGAUUGAUAGUCAGUUGUGUUAUUCAAGCCCGUUUUGAUCAAAGGGAGAGGGGAAGUUAUGGUCGGUAAUUGCGUUUCACUUUCCGGCAGUGGGUUAGAAGAUGACACUGAAGGAAUUGUCCGCUUAGUAUUACUUCAUUUCAUAACAUACGUUAGCCACUGAAACUUGUGACCUUGUGACCAAAAGUUUUUUUUAAUCUGACUUUUUGCUGAAAUGUCCUUUUGCUCAUUGAUUGCUUGCUUGAUUUCUUUCACGCAGAGUGCCAUUUUCAGUUUGAAUCAUUUCUGAAGCCUCCUUUUGCCCAGUACGGCUUGGCUGGAGUCAUGCAGAGAAAUGGUCUCUGCUGGACAGUGUGUUGAGGUCUGGCAGAACUCUGGUCAAACCGGAAGAAGGCGUAGGCCGAUGACGCCCACCGUACCCACGCAGUGAUCUAUACUGGUCUAGAGGGGCGUCAGUUAUUAGAUCAUGUCUGGUUUGAUCCUGCGGGAAAAUACGUCACUGUUCCAGUAACACCAUGGUUAACAGCGGUGUGUCGAACCGUUCACCAUUUCAGUUAUAAUCGACAAACAUCACAGUAAUGUCUCAAACUAACGUAAUUUUCAAAUGUAAUGGGCAUGACAGUGAUAUUUGAAAUGACCCUUCCUUUUCAGAUGUGUUAAUGCUAAAUAUGCAAGAUCGCUUUCAGCGGUGUGGUUUGGACCCUCGCUUAGCGCGUCUUGCCAAAAAUGCAUGCCGUCCCCCGCUGUGGAGAGGACGUGAACUGUGAGUUCAGUUCACAAGAGAACAGCAAGACACAGCAUCUGGAACCCAAGUACACUGGAUAAUGAACAUCGUUAGUUCAUUCUUUCGUCGGCAUUGCAGAUCGUAGGUCUGUCAGUGUGCACAAUACGAUGAUGUUUUGCGCUGAGGCUCCUAUGCGACAAAUCAGAGUUAGCCUCACAAUCAAGGAUGCCAGGAUUAUGGCUUGUGAGCUGCAGGCCAGCUGCUGGAAAAUUGACAUGGGCCUCCCACACUAAGUGAUUUCAUGGUUAGAAAUUAAUCUGAACGAACAAAAACCGGCAAAACCUUUCUGCUUCUAUGCCUUCAGUUACUGAUGAUCAUGGUUGAGUUCAUUAACAUUAUUGUCCUUUAAAUUUGUUCCUGGUGCAUUGUGGGCCAUGUGAAGUGCUGUGCACAUGAACAGGUGCUCUGUACUGUAUGAAACUGUGAUAACUGCCUCAGCCUUCAAGGAGAAAUUCUGCGUAAUGCAGUGUCGGGUGACGUCUGGUGAUUCCUGGAAAAUGACUUUGUCUGGAGGCCUUUUGUGUUUCAUUGCAUACAGUACGUGCUAACAUCCAUGCAUUGUCAAAACACCUUUCACUGUUGUUUUGUCACCAUAAUGUAUGCUGAUGUUGUCACUGACUUCAAAUGCACCAAACCAGUUUACAA